Molecule: messenger RNA, 1111 nt
Organism: Coregonus clupeaformis (lake whitefish)
Lineage: Eukaryota; Metazoa; Chordata; Actinopteri; Salmoniformes; Salmonidae
Product: galactose-specific lectin nattectin
Exons: 6
Coding region: 122-637 (171 amino acids)
Source: RefSeq, a predicted model, not a curated record
UUUUGACUGAGAAGACACCUGAACUUUCUGAAGACUCUUCUAGGAAGGCAGAGGUCAGCUUCUCUCUGCUGACUUUGAACUGCAGCGAGACCACCAGAGCACCACCAUUGUCCAGGUCAUCAUGGGAGUCAUGACUGUGUCUGUUCUUCUCUGUGUCCUCACCUUCCUGGGGACCGAGGUGACUGGGACUUCUCGACCAUGGUAUCACAGAUUAUCCCGACAAGUGGAGAGAUUUGCAAGAAGAUCUGAACCAUUGUCAGAUCCGUACCAGUGUCCACCUGGGUUUUCUCGACCCAGCCGUUACUGGAGCACUUGCUACCAUUUCGACAACAGUUUGAAAUCAUGGUCGGCGGCAAAUAAUGCAUGCCGUCAAAGAGGUGGAUCCCUUGCUUCUAUCACAGACAGUAACGUGUACGAGUAUGCUCUUUCCCUGGUAGAAGAUGGAUACACCUGGGUUGAGGGGAGCCAUGAGCAGUCUGGAAUUCAGCAGAAGUACUGGUUGACAGGCUCUGUGCGUAACCAGAAUGGAAAGCAUGAGGGCUGCUUGGCAUUGGUGAAAUUUGAUGAUAGAACAGGUUUUGAUGAUAUCAGCUGUUCCAGUCAGGACAACACCGCCUUCACCCUCUGCGAGAUAUAAACGUCUUAUUUCGUAGUGUAAGGCCAAACAGAGAGUGGAUUUUGCCAAUACUCUCUGAUGAUCUUUUUCUCCUAUCGCACCACAUUGUUCUGAAUUGACUUUGUCUAAUACUUAGAGACAAUAUCAUGAAAAGUGAUGUAAUGGCUACAGAAUCAUACAUAAUGAUACAUUGAUUCAAUUGUAUUUUAGGUGGCCUUUUUUCUAUUGAAAGUAAUAGUCUGGUUUUGCAAUGGAAUUGUCACUAUAGUAUUUUUGAAGCUAUCUUUAAGAUACAGUACCAAACAUGUAGGUAAUGACAAAAAAUGUUUGAUUCCCUUACAUUCCCAUACAGUUAUUCUCAAUACUUACUCUAAAAGGGGAAAUAGGCUAUAUCCAUUAUAUCUGGAAUAUCUAUUGAAUUGGUGGAAUUGUUAUGUCAUGUACAUCCCUCAGUGCUUCCUUGCAUAUCUUUUUGAAUAAAAACAUUCAGCAUCA